Molecule: messenger RNA, 511 nt
Organism: Hyaena hyaena (striped hyena)
Lineage: Eukaryota; Metazoa; Chordata; Mammalia; Carnivora; Hyaenidae
Gene: CUNH5orf58
Product: chromosome unknown C5orf58 homolog
Exons: 4
Coding region: 129-374 (81 amino acids)
Source: RefSeq, a predicted model, not a curated record
GCUUUCAGCUCCGCCCCACCUGCCGUCAGAACUUUGGUGAGGGUUGGCCGGCCAGUGGCUCUGAAGUGAGUGAAAUAGGAUAAAUUCCUGGACUCGGAAGAAAGCAGAGGCAAGAAAUUGACUUAAAGAUGUUUAAGAAUAAUGUUACUGACCAUAAGCUGAACAUGGAAGCCAUAAUUAAAAACAUUAACACGAUUUCUUUGGAGUUGAAGAAGAUGCAAGAACUCUCCCAGUUGCUACUUUGUGACCUUACUUUACAUUUUAAUCAUCCUGUGAAGACAGAUGACUUAGAGGAAACAGAAGGAAGGCCCCUCCUCUUUGAUGAAUCUAAGAUAUCAGAUGUAUCCUUUGUUUCUAACAGUUUUUCUGUCUGAUUUCUUUUUGUUUGUUGUGUAUGUAUAACUGUAUUUAUGGUGGAAUUAACACAUAUCUGGGAGAAUGGAGUUUACUAAUAUAUUCAAUAUGAUAAAAAAGAAAAUAAAAAUAUGAGUUGUAAAUAAUCAUUUAAUAU